AUGGUGGCGUCUGAGACGCCCUGCCGUCGGUCGUCGUUCGCGGCGACGAUCGGGGCAUCGCUUUACGAAGACAUCACGACAACUACGAUCGAAAUCAAUCCGAGGCAUCUCACGUUUGAACGGAUCGUCGGCACCGGGUCCAUGUGCGAAGUCUGGCUUGCGCAGUGGAAACCAAAUCCAACGAUGGGCACCACCCCCGUCGCCGUCAAGCGCCUGCUGCAGAAGCGGCGCAAUGAUCACGACGUGUGCAUCUUCCUCGGGGACACCCGGCUCCUGGCAGUCUUACGACACCCCAACAUCGUGGCGGUGCUUGGAGUGUCGUGGCAGUCGAAGAAAAACAUUGAGGUUGUGCUGGAGUACCUCGACGGCGGCAGCCUGCGGCACCUGCUCACGUCGUCGAGUCCGUUGUCGAUGGGAUGGCUCGGUACGAAGCAAUCGAUCGCCAUGGACGUGAUCGACGGCUUGGUCUAUCUGCAUCAAGAAGAGAUUAUCCAUCAGAAACUCACUGCCGAUUCUGUUCUCGUUCACGCGACUGGUCGUGGGGUUGGUGCCAAGCUGGGCAACUGCGGGUCCAUGUACAGAUUGCGGCAGCCGACCAUGUCAGCCCGAAGCACCGUUUCGCUAACAAUCUUCUCUCCCAAGUCGAGCCAGACCGACAAACAUCACCAGCAGCAGAGGAGAAAAUGGAUGGCUCCGGAGGUCCUUCGCGGCGAAGAACCGACUCGUGCCGCCGACAUGUAUGCAUUUGGGGUGCUCUUGUCCGUUUUGGACACCCACGACGACCCGUUCAAACGAGAGGCCAUGGACGAUUCUCUCAUCUUGCAGCGCGUGAGUCUCGGCGACAUGCGGCCCACGCUUUCUCUCCUCUGCCCCCCCUUCAUCCACGAAAUUGCUCAAAAGUGCUUGGACGUGACUCCCCAACUCCGCCCCACAGCUACAGACGUCGCGGGGUGGCUUCACACGCGAGGCCUGUGCACGUCAUCGAUGUUGUCCACUUCAGCCGCAAACUCUCGGCGGGGAAGUCUGGCCUUGAGCGCGUCAACCAACAGCUUUCAAGGCAGCUUGCCGUCCCUGGCGAUGAACCGACCGCAAAAACCCAGACUUGAUACGAGCGUUGUUCUCUAAGUAGAUCUGCAUGCGUGCAAGAUGAUGUCGUGUACGAUGGCGUGUGCAUUGCGCAUGGGCGGAGACCACAGCGUCAUUUCAACGAGCAUUGCGCACGGCUCGAAG
Molecule: messenger RNA, 1230 nt
Organism: Aphanomyces invadans
Lineage: Eukaryota; Oomycota; Saprolegniomycetes; Saprolegniales; Verrucalvaceae
Product: TKL protein kinase
Exons: 3
Coding region: 1-1125 (374 amino acids)
Biological process (GO): protein phosphorylation
Molecular function (GO): protein kinase activity; ATP binding
Source: RefSeq, a predicted model, not a curated record